GAAACCCCAAUACCAUACCAGAGAGAGAGAGAGAGAGAGAGAGAGAGAGGGUGAGAGAUUCUCCCUUCAACAUUCCUCCCCAUUCCAAACACAUUCAACAUAUAUACGCGUCUUUCACUCUCUCUCUCUCUAGAGUCUCAACCCAUAACCUGAUAACCACCCUUCUCUCUCUCUCUCUCUCUCUCUCUCUCUCUCUCUCUCUCUCUCUCUCCUUAUUGUUGCACCAACAAUGGGUUUCAAAUCCUUAUUCCGCAAGAAGAAACGGGGCGGCGUCGCCCUCUCCCUCGCCGGCGCCCAAUCCCUCUCCGGCACCCCCACCGUCUCCCGCUCCCCCUCCCUCAACUCCUCCUCCCUCAAUGCCCAGAUCGCGGAGGAGCUCAAGCUAGUCUUCAAGAAAUUCGACGCCAACGACGAUGGCAAGAUCUCCGCCUCAGAGCUCGCCUCCAUCCUCGGCAGCCUCGGCCACGCCGCCACCCCCGAAGAGAUCUCCGCCAUGAUCCGCGAGGUUGACGCGGACGGCGAUGGCCACAUCGACCUCGACGAGUUCAUCGAGCUCAACACCAAGGACGUCGACUCCGACGAGAUUAUGGAGAACCUCAGGGAGGCCUUCUCCGUGUUCGACGUCGACGGGAGCGGCUCGAUCUCGGCCGAGGAGCUGCUCAACGUCAUGAGGAGCCUCGGAGAGGAGUGCUCCAUCGCCGAGUGCAGGAAGAUGAUCAGCGGCGUGGAUAGGGAUGGCGACGGGAUGAUCGAUUUCGAGGAGUUCAAGGUCAUGAUGGUCAAGGGAUCGAGGUUCGAUGCGAUGGAGAGAACACACAGUUUGAAGAUCGAAUGAGCAAACCGAGCCUUGUGUCUCAAUCAAACCAGAACAACAAAAAAAAAAACCCUAACAAGUAUUUCCAUUGAUUUUUCUAAUUUCUCCCUCUUUUUUCGUUCCUUUGUUCCGAUCGAUCAUACGUGCUAUCCUUCGAAUGGUAGGAUAUUUUGUUGUUAAUGGAUUUCUCGGGGAUACAGAAUUGGAAUGCAGGGAUUCGGAGAAUUGUGAAUA
This is a messenger RNA of Rhododendron vialii, 1048 nucleotides long. RefSeq names its product probable calcium-binding protein CML25. Gene Ontology annotation, molecular function: enzyme regulator activity; calcium ion binding. Bases 230 to 835 code for a protein of 201 amino acids. The record is from RefSeq and is a predicted model, not a curated record. NCBI's taxonomy places the organism in Eukaryota, Viridiplantae, Streptophyta, Magnoliopsida, Ericales, Ericaceae. The transcript has a single exon.